Messenger RNA from Microdochium trichocladiopsis, 3311 nucleotides. RefSeq lists its product as uncharacterized. Gene Ontology annotation, cellular component: cytosol; nucleus. Bases 99 to 2840 code for a protein of 913 amino acids. NCBI's taxonomy places the organism in Eukaryota, Fungi, Ascomycota, Sordariomycetes, Xylariales, Microdochiaceae. Gene Ontology annotation, biological process: protein deubiquitination. The record is from RefSeq and is a predicted model, not a curated record. The transcript has 8 exons.
CCACUAAGCAAGCACCCAAGCUCGCGCCGACUUCUUCCCAUGAAUGCAGCGCCUGGUUGCUGGUCACCACGCACGUCCCGAGGACGACCAGCAACGACAUGGCGGCUGCCGGCGAGCCGACCGAGGACCUCAUUGAGCUGUUCCGCGAAGUCACUGGCCUUUCGCGACCAGAAGCCGUCGCCCGUCUCAAGGCGAAUGGCAACGACACUGAGCGAGCGACGGACGAGUAUUUCACCGACCCGGACAGUACAAAGUACAAAUACGACGAGUCGCAGUUCGGGUUAGACAGAGACGGAGAGGGCGGAAAUACCUCUGGCAUAUCGUUCAACAUCCAGGGCCCCGAUCAGCUCCCUGUAGGCAGCUACUUCGAUCAUGGUAGCGCGGCUCCCACACGACCGCCGUCGCGGGCAAAUAACAGGUCGCCGAAUGGGGCGCCUUCAAAUCUUGCGCAAGAAGACGACGACCUGCAGCGAGCCCUAGCCGAGUCUGCUGCCGAGUCAGGGAUUGCGCCGCAGGAAGCCGGCAUCGUCGAUUACACGAACAACACGACCCAGUUCGGCCCAGCGAAGCGACCAGAUUACGAUGUGGAACAAUGGGCGAUGGUCCCUACGGGUGCGUCAGGACCAGCAAUCGAGCCCGCACUGCCUCCUUCAGCACGCAAACGACAGCCGAAUGCUCCUUCAUUCGUGCGGGAGUGCACCCGCAUCGACUGCCGCUUGGGCGCCAUGCUCUCGAUAUAUCACAAGAUCCCGCUCGUCCGGAACAUACUCCUCAGCUGUGGACGGCAAUCGCCAAACUAUGGCCACAGCUCUGAAUGGUGGAAAGGACGGCCAAUACUGCAGCCAGAGGCCCUUGUGAAGCUGCAAGUAGGACAGCAACUAUCUGAAGACGAAGCACGACCUGCAUUUCAUGAAGAGAUACAUCGACUCAUGGCUUUCCUGGACAGCUCCGAUCGGGCAUUCGCGCGCGUUGACGCGCUGUUUGAGACGCCGCCGUACCAGAGCUAUACAUGGCACGACAUGGAGGAGAGGCUGCUCAUCGCCUUGUCCAACAUGGCUGAGGAUCCGGAGAACAAUCCUGACUUGAACAUGGAUCCCAUGAUGGUCAGGGGGCGGAUCAUUCCCGUGGAGCCGGACGAUGAUGACACAGACGGCAGCGAUCCAGACGACACCAUAGACUUUGCGCUUUUAGAGAUCCGGAUAGAUCAGGAGCAAUACUCAUGGGUGAGGACUCUCUACGAUGCGCUCGACCAGCUCAUGUGGACACAUGCGUUGUCGCCAGACCACGCGUUCCCAGACCAUUCCAGGAUGGCACUUCUCGUCAAGCCGUCCGAAGUGCUUACGAUGCGCCUCAUGGGCACUGGGCUCACAGCACCAAUCGAGAUUCCCGAAGUGUUCUACGCAGAUCGAUACAUGGAGAGCCACCAAGAGACCGCGCUGCACCUUCAGAAGCAGAUCUUUGAAAUUAAGAGAAACGGGCUGCAAAAGCUGACAGCGUGGGAAGCCCAGCGGACACGUUGCCAGGGCGAAGGUGGCUGCCGAAAGUAUCAGUGGCUGGAGAGUCCUCACUCCAUCCAGGAUUGCCAUCAGAAAGCCAUCAAACACGCACAGUAUCUGCUGGACCGCUUGCGAAAAGACGUGCAAUGGCGGCAUUUCCAGAAGCAGUGGAGUGAAGGCAAAGAGCCCUAUAGAAUCGAGGAUAUCAAGCUUGCCCACACCUGUACAGGGCCGGCCGAAUACACAGAGGAGGAGGAGGAGAAGCGCAUCGAGCUUGAGACAUUGAUACAGACUCUACAAGGCAGGCUCGACCAGCUUGAAAACGACCUCAAGGGCUGCACGGAGAAACGAGAGGAGUACUUUAGGCUUCUCCAAGUAGUGAGCAAGCGACUGACUUGCGAAGCGAAGGACGCAGACGAUGCGCAGUUCGUCUUCAGUUCGGAUCCGCAAGCCUAUAAUGAGGUUUACUGGAACCCGAAACAGAAGUAUCUUCUCCGGGGUGUUGCGCUGACCCCAGAGUUGUCGUAUGUGUGCGUGCGGGAGCCAGACGACCUCAUCCAGGUUGAUGAUGAUGCUUCAACUGGGGAACGGGACCAGUGGUGGAAGAUUCACGCGCCCGCCCAGGAUCACACUCCAGCCACAGUCGAGAAAGCGACCAUUGACGAAGUGUUGCAUGCCGCGAGCACAGAGUCUCGCUACCCCAUGCUUAUUUAUGCAACGGAGGCUGCAAUGCAGGCCACCCCUGUGCCCCUAUCAGAUGCUCUUCGACGCUUCGUGAAACUCGACAAUCGGUCCUUCCAAGCUGAGCUGUCUCGUGAGGCGUCGGAGGAGCAGCCUCCUCACCCUCCUCCCCGGCCAAUAGUUCAGGGUCCAACAAUCGGAAAUCUCGAACAGGCUGGUGGCUACGGCCUUUCUAAACGGAAACACACAGGCAGCUCGUCGAUAGCCACCAACGGAAGCACUCGAGAUGAGCUUGACGAGGUGGAUCUGACCUUUACCGACAGUAAUGCUGACGGGGUAGAGCUCGACACGCCGCCGCCGGGCGAGGCAUUGCACGUCGAGUAUAUGAGACCAUCGCAGUUUGAAGACUCUUACCAGACUGCAGGCGGAUAUGGCGAGGAGGUUGACUGGUCCAAGGCAACCGCUGCUCAUGUCGAGGACGACAACUCAAAAACAGGACCGGAGGGACUCGGGCCUGAGCCCUCUAGUAACGGGCCAGAGAUGCAGGAGCGUGGCAGUAGUGGCGGGCUGAGCUUUGUGAUGCAGCACUCUGGGCGGAGUUCAAGGCAGGGCCCGCCGGACCUGAUGGAUCUGGAGGCUGAUCCCCCGUACAAGGGUGGCUGAUGGGUCGGAAACACAAUGCGAGGCAGGGAGAAAUCAAAGCGAUGGGGAUGCCAUCCAUUUGGAAAGUUAUCUGCAUUGCAAGUUGUAGAGCCUCGAGCUCUCGGGACCGAGGAGCGUGUUGUGCAGCUCGACGUGGGAUUGCUGUCAACCUUGGACAGAUACCUGCCCGUCUUCGGGGUUUUGUAUGCGAAACCAAUGCCUAUGCCAAAAUGAUUCAAGCUAGGAGACCAUCCUUAGCAAAGUGUGAGGGCACCACCCGUGAUAUUAGCCAUCUUGGCUUGCAUUGCGAUUGAAUUUGCGUAAGACUUGCCGCGCCCAACCUUGGCUUAUACGGGCCGUCUUCAUCUGAAAACGGAGAAACUCUAAAUGAAGAACCACCAUCUCCCUCCCAACAGUUCAAUAUAUUCCACCACAAAUGAGUCUUUGUCCCAAACACUUGCCUUGGUCCUUCUCGAUGCACUACCAAAGUGA